Amaranthus tricolor (Joseph's coat) is the source of this 1448-nucleotide messenger RNA. RefSeq lists its product as uncharacterized. The record is from RefSeq and is a predicted model, not a curated record. The coding region runs from base 834 to 1178 and encodes 114 amino acids. NCBI's taxonomy places the organism in Eukaryota, Viridiplantae, Streptophyta, Magnoliopsida, Caryophyllales, Amaranthaceae. The transcript has 4 exons.
UAAAAAUGACAAGAAUCAAGAAAGAAAAUAAAAUAGAAAAGGAAAAAAAAGAAAGUUAAUUAUGGAAGUCAUGACACACGCAAAAUGGGCCGGUCUAAAUUGACGGUCUCAAAAUGAGACCUUCUGGACCAAGUUUUUGUGAUCAAUUUCAUGUUCUUGGUCUCUUGCAAUGUACUAUGAGUGGUAUGCUUGUAAGACAUCUCACUUAGGCCCAUCACAUAAUUAUCCAUUAUUUCUCCAUUACCCUGCUUACUGAGUAUGAUGAUGGUGAACUAAUUAUUCAUUAUUAGUAUGCAGAAAAAAGUAAAAAAAAUAGAAAUCUUCCAAUUAUAUGGGCAACAAAAUGACACUGGUAAAACCCACGAGCUGACAUCCUAUCCUGUUGUCUUCCAUACUUGCAAAACCCUUUACUCAUUUCCAUUAUCCAAAUUCUUUAUCGUACACAAAUCCUAGAAACUUUCGAAGGAGAGCCUGAGAGGUUCUCUCUUUCUUGCCAUUAUCAUCUUGCCCCAUCUUUACUGGAAUUACUGCUCAACACCGCCCUCACCCGCUCCUGCUUUCCGCCAGCCUCUUUCUCUGCCGUCGACCGCUACGCGCCAGAAAUAACUCGUCUUUUCUCCAUACAACAAUCUGCUUAAAAAAAUUGUUGCGUCAAAGCUGCAAGAAGUUAAUCGGGCAAACCCAAUUUCAAUUGCGAGGAUCACCGGAUCCUCUACCAUUAGAGGGUAGCAGAGCAAUAUAUAACCCAAGAAAUGUGGGCAAUUUAAGCAUUUAUGAUCCGUAUGUGGGAAAUGCUUUUGGUGAGAACUUGACAAAACUUCAGAUUAAAGUUGAUGAUAAACCUGAAAAGAUUGUUGAUGCUCGUUUUAAAACCUUUGAUUGUGGUUCUGCUAUUGCUUGUUGUUCUUUUGGCCUUUGAAGAGCAUCACGAAGAACGCGUAGAUCCGAAGCAGAACCUUCCCAACCAGGCAAAACUGAAAUUGCAGAACGUUUGUCACUCCCACCUGAGAAACUGCAUUGCAGUAUGCUUGUGGAGAAGCUGUUCAAUACUACUACUACUACAUAUAAAAAGAGAUCCGAAGACAAACGGUAGCAGCUCGGUGUCUGCAUCAUCCAACAAGGCUGCUGAGGAUACAAUCAACUGGGCUUACUUCUUAGUAUUAUGGUUUGGCUGUUAAUACAAACAAAUAAAUUGUCUUUGAAAAUGGAUUUUAAACCUUUGUAUUAGUAUUAGGAGUAUAUUGAAUUAUGCUGUUGUGAAGUUUUGUUUUAUCAAAAGCUACGAGAGUAUUGAUUAGUGUGUAAUUUGUCUCCUUUUUUAAGGAUGGAUCAAAAGUAAUGUGAUUAAUCCAAACUUCUAAUUUUUGUUGAUUUCCUCCACUUUUCAAAAAAGGCUCUUAUAGUCUCCUAUAUAUGUUGAGUAAAUUAGACACACUAAAAUUUUUAAA